Anneissia japonica is the source of this 2614-nucleotide messenger RNA. Its product is annotated as minor histocompatibility antigen H13-like. Gene Ontology annotation, cellular component: membrane; cytoplasmic side of endoplasmic reticulum membrane; lumenal side of endoplasmic reticulum membrane. Gene Ontology annotation, biological process: membrane protein proteolysis. Bases 38 to 1162 code for a protein of 374 amino acids. The transcript has 9 exons. NCBI's taxonomy places the organism in Eukaryota, Metazoa, Echinodermata, Crinoidea, Comatulida, Comatulidae. Gene Ontology annotation, molecular function: aspartic endopeptidase activity, intramembrane cleaving. The record is from RefSeq and is a predicted model, not a curated record.
GAAUUGUAAUUUUUAAUACAGUAACAAUUAAGGAAGGAUGAGUUCCGAUUCAGAAACAGAUGUUAGUAUGGAAAACGCAACUUUAAAUGAAACUGCAAAUGCUACCAGUAGAAUUCCGUCUACCCCUGAGGGGAUGGCAGUAGCAUACAGUAGCCUUUUAAUAAUGGCUUUACUCCCGAUAUUUGUUGGCUCUUUCCGUUCCGUUAAGUUCUUGAAAGAUCGUAAGAAAAAUGGUGAGGCUGUUGAGACGAUGACGAGUCAAGAUGCUGCCAUGUUCCCAUUGUAUGCUAGUGGUGCUCUUUUUGGUAUCUACCUUGUAUUCAAGUUUUUUUCUAAAGAGUACAUCAACCUUUUAUUGACGUUUUAUUUCUUCUUUCUUGGAGUCCUCGCUAUUGCACAUAUUCUUAGCCCAGUGGUACAUAAAUUGGUACCAAAUUUCUUUCCAAAUAUGCCAUACCACAUUAUCUUUACACAAGGAGAAGGAGACCAGAGAGAAGAGGUUAUAAAUCAAGAAUUUGAUCGCAAAGACUUGUUGGCUCUGGCUAUAUCAACUGGCUUUGGUAUAUGGUAUCUUGUCAAGAAGCACUGGAUUGCCAACAACAUAUUUGGUCUUGCUUUCUCUGUGAAUGCUGUGGAAUUUCUUCAACUGAAUUCUGUUAUAACUGGCUGUAUUCUACUUGGAGGUUUGUUUUUUUAUGACAUCUUCUGGGUGUUUGGUACAGAUGUCAUGGUAACAGUUGCCAAGUCUUUUGAGGCACCAAUCAAAUUGGUUUUUCCUCAGGACCUGUUGGAGAACGGUCUAGCAGCCAACAACUUUGCCAUGCUUGGUCUUGGGGAUAUUGUCAUUCCGGGUAUAUUUAUUGCUCUACUCUUACGCUUUGAUGUCAGUAAGAAGUCGGACAGCCGUGUGUAUUUCUACAGUGGCUUUUUUGCCUAUAUAACAGGACUUCUGACAACGAUUGGUGUAAUGCAUUUCUUCAAACAUGCACAGCCGGCAUUACUGUACCUUGUACCGAUGUGUAUUGGAACACCGCUGUUUGUAGCCCUUGUCCGUGGUGAAAUCAAAGAAAUCUUCAAGUAUGAAGACAACCCAGAAGAGAACAAAACUGAAAAAGAGAAGGAGAGUAUAAAAGAAGAAAACGAAGACAAGAAAUCUAUAUAGAGAAUGUCUGAGGUUUCUUGCGUGACUUGCAUUUUACGUGAAAUCUGUGACACAUGGGGCAUCUUGUGUGAAAAAUAUUUAAACACAAGUCAUGUUGUUUUGAUGUUGUCAUGUUGUUAAACACUGACUGGUUUAUGAUAGCAGGCAUCUAGAGGUGUGAUAAGCAUUUCUUAGUUCCUGUCAGUCUAAACUUCUUUGCUAAAUGCUAUCCAUUAUGUUGCUUCUACACCUUUGAGUGGCUGUCCAUAUGUUUACAUAAUGAUAGUACACAACAGUUUAUUUUUUUUUUCCCAAACAGCAUUACAGUGGCUUUGUCACAAAUGUAUGUCACAGUUAUGUGACUUGUACUUAGUAAUGGUCAGUUGUCAUGUCUAUUAUGUAAAUUAGCCAUGCUCUGUAUUACAAAAGUGAUGUGUAAUGGUGUUUGGGAUUUAAACAUGAUUAUGCAUCACAUCGUUUGUAAACCAUCACAUUCUCAAAAGAAGAAAAAAAAUUGAUGAAGACUCCAAGCAUUUAAAUGUUUAAAUACCCAAAAUCAUGCUUACAGUCUUUCCAUAAACUCAGUGAGUAUAAUUAAUUUUGAAAAAUACCUCUCUUUUACCGUGCCUCAAUAGAAACAAAAAGUGUAACAUCCGAUUGGACAGUGGAUUUAAAUAUAUAUAGAAGUGUGACACUUUAAUGAAGGUACCAGGUGUCCAAAGUUAGAGGAAGCUGGUUUUUGGCAGAUUGGCUAAAUGAGCUCUCUCUCUAAUGUUAUUGUGCUGCGCUUGUUAAUACGUUGAUUUCAGGGACACGCUAAUACAAAAGUAUUUUUGUGUUUGAAUGUGGUAGGGUCUGCAAGUUUCUGGAAGACUCUUGCAAUUUGCUAUAGACUUGGGACGCAUGUGGUACCUUGGCUCUUCUUGAAUAUAAUAUACUACUUUUGCUUUUCAUCUGUUUUGUUUUCAUAGAAACAUUUGGUUUUUAAUGAACUUCAAACAAUGCAUAAACUGGAGUAAUAAAAAGAAAGCAAAACAACCUUUCCUAGUUCUGAAACAAAGAAGUCUUCAUCAUAAGACCACUUAAAAUUUGUAGUAAUGGCACCAGACAACAAUAUACUUUGUUAUCUUUGCCUUAUCAACUAUAUAAGUUGACGUAUUUUAUAUAUUAUAACACUAUUUUACUGUGAAUUUACUUAUUCAUUCCACUCUUUAGGGUUUUCUGUUUUAAUUGAGGAAAAAGAAUGUUUUUAGGUUGUCAGUUGCUACAAGUCAUAAGUUGAAAAUAUAAGGCACAAUGUUGGUUAAUAUUAUAUAUAAUAAUAUUGUUCUAUAUUAUAUCAAUCACACAAAAUGCUGAUAAAUCUAUCAUUUAUUUUCCCUUUAAAUUAUUAAUUUGAAUUUUUUAAAAAGAGGACAUUUGAUGCACUAACAUUUAAACUGCUUUUGAAAUAAAUCAAACCUUUAAACUGGA